Molecule: messenger RNA, 710 nt
Organism: Schizophyllum commune H4-8
Lineage: Eukaryota; Fungi; Basidiomycota; Agaricomycetes; Agaricales; Schizophyllaceae
Exons: 4
Coding region: 74-553 (159 amino acids)
Source: RefSeq, a predicted model, not a curated record
UUUGUCCCGAACCGCCAUCAUCUAUCCCAGCCAUCCACUUCCUUUCCCGCCUUUCUAACACAUCUUCGUCGCCAUGUACGCCACUAUCAACCGCCUUUUCCUCCUCGUCGCGGCUGCGCUGUUCGCUGCACCUGCGCUUGCUGCGCCGGCUCCCCAUGCCACCAUGGAGGCGAGCAACGCCUACAGCGGCGCGGGAGGUCUGGCACCUGGCGGGUCCGUUAACCACGCCCAGACGGACAAGCAGCCGGGGAUUCUUGGCCUCGGACAGGGCGGGCCUCUCCUUAAUGCGUUCUCAGGCAACGCCGGCAACGGCGGUGACAGCUCGUCCGGAUCCAGUGGCGUCAGCCGACUCACUGGGGCGAAGGCGCACUGCACUCGCGACAACGCCAAAGAACACUGGCGGCGUAGCAUCACGCAAACCGGCAACGCCUACUCGGGCGCUGGCGGCAAUGCAGCGGGCGGUGCUACCGACGGAGAGUCGGGCUUGAUUAACUUGUGGUCUGACAAUGCUGGGGACGGCGGCAACGGAGGCUCUGGCACGAGCGGUUGCUGAGAAGGAGGUUUCGUGACCACAGACUAGGAGCAUUCUUGGGACAUUUACUAUAGAGGAACAUUAUUGACUAUCACUCCAUGGACAGCUGUACCAUACACACACCUGUACUAUUAGCUCACACACCACUAUCUGCGCGCGCAACGUUGUCCCGUCGGGU